Molecule: messenger RNA, 1002 nt
Organism: Gamsiella multidivaricata
Lineage: Eukaryota; Fungi; Mortierellomycota; Mortierellomycetes; Mortierellales; Mortierellaceae
Exons: 1
Coding region: 203-841 (212 amino acids)
Source: RefSeq, a predicted model, not a curated record
UACCAUUGGGUUGCCGACAGAUCCAUAGCAGGCAGCAGAGGAGGGCUGAGAGAGACACAUAUACAUCUCUGUCAAUGCAUGCGUGUGUGGGUGUGUGCAUGGGUUAGGUGAGCGAGGGUCAAUAGAUCUCACUACUCUGGCGCACAGCUCAGAUGUUUACUGGAAAUGAAAACCAGGGGUGUUUAAAUUGGUUGUUCAGUCAAUGGGGUCUAGACAAGAGAUGAGACGACAAAGACGGUACUCUUGGCAACUAGCUCCUACGGCUACCCUACGACUACCCUGGUACUGCUGCUGGUACUACAUUCGUGCCUCGAAUAUGUUCAGCUGCAACCCCAUAUCGCUGUCUCCGACUCACUCUUGUGCAGGGAAAGGGGGAAGAAAGGAUCCUCCGAAAGAUUAUAAUUACGCAUGCUGUGUCAGUUGGUCAGGUUGCAGCAAGAGCCACCAGAGCCGCCACCACAACACCACACACACAUAUACACACAUACCGUAUACAGACUAUCAAAGUGCGAGUACAUUACAUGCAGUGUUGAUUAGCCAUCGCUACAGCACAGUCUUAGGGUCGCCUCGUAUAGUCAUAUACAUACAUACCUUAUCUUUCCACCCAACAUCUUUACUUGAACAUACGUACAUAUGCCUAUCAUCCAUCUGGACAUUUCUACUUCUUCGUGUGGUGGCGGUCAUUGCUAUGAUGUUCUAUGGUCCAGGAUUUAUUUGUUUGUCCUUCAACAACCCCUUUCUAUCUUUUUUUGGUAUUCGUCGCAGGUGUGCUCACUCAUAUGUUUAUUACGGCAGCUGUUUACUAAUAUACGCUGGCAGUGAGAAUGAGAGGUGCACAUAGAGAUGGGCUGUGAACUGCUAUGUACCGGGUGCAGACUUAGACCACUUCACCUUGCUGCAAUGCUCAGUCUUGUCAAGGUUAAACUAUCGUGCAACCAUCGCAAAAAUACGAGCUUGCACAUGUCUGUCUUCCCUUUAGUUUUCUACCCUACCUUAUUUUUC